AUCCAUUGACACCCUAAGCCCUAAUUCGUAGUUACAGAAUGGGGAAGAGCAACAGAACAAAGAAGGGGAAGAAGAAGGAAGUAAAAGCUAAUGCUAAUCAGAAGGAAAAUGCUGCUAAUCAGAAGGAGGAGAAGAAAAAUGAAAAAGGCUGAGGUUAAUGCAAGUGACGGUGUUUCUCAAUCCACCGAUAACCCUAAUUUGAAUUUGCUUGCGGGACAUACUUAUGCUCUUAAGGGAAAGCUCUUAGAGAGAUUAGAUAUUACGUACAAACUUAUAAUGCGUAAACUUGUUAAAAUGAAAUAUGAUGAAAUAUCAGUGAGGAAUGCGAUGCAAUUUGCGAAUCAGCUUGUUCCGGGGAUGCUCCAGGGCAGAACAUUCUACAUAAUGUUGAAACUAGCGGGAUUCUGUACUUGGAGACUGAGAAGAAUUCCGAGCCUAUAAAUUUUGAUUGGGAGAUAUUACUUGUCGAUACUUUGGCCAAACUAGUUUUAUGGUUGCAGAAAAACAGCCGACAUAGUCCUUUAAGUGAAACCACGGCAAUGCAUAUUUUGUUCCUUAGUAACUUUACUCUUGACCAGGCAAGUAAGAUGGCCGUUGAGGACGUUGGAACCAGUUCUGGUACCGUUGAUAAUGUUGGUGCCAGUUCUAUUGGUGUUGGUGUUGAUGCUAAUGUGUCCUCCCUGGAUGAGUUCUUGGCAUCUUUAAGAAAAGAUAUUCAGUUUAUAAGUCAGCCUGGGUUCACUCUUGAAUUUAAAAAUUUGCUGAUUCAAUAUGUAACAGCUAUAGCUCACAGGUUUACUAAGUUAGAGGUUGGACAACUUGCCUGCUCUAAUAAAGAUGUUCAAUCUAUCUUAACACAUCUUCAGGAGUUGCUUUUAGGUGAAGCACAAAAGGAAACUGCUCUACAAACCAAGCUUAACCAGGCUACAAAACUUUUGGAGAGGCUUGGCAAUGAAAACGCGAGGCUCGGGGAAGAGCAUAAUGGUUAUAGGUCGCAAGUAUUAGAAUUGUUGGCCAAAAGCAUUGAUAAAAGCUCAAAAGAGAAAGCUUCAGAAAUUGUUGCUUUGAAGAAGAUCAUAUCACUACAGCACCAGCUUGAGGCUGAGGGGGAGUCUUAAGUGUGUGAAAAGGGCAUGGGUUUCACAAGACUUUAAAUAUGAUCCCUAUUCUGCUAACUAUUUCACUACUUAAGAUAUAUUAUGAACACUAUGAUGCAGCACAACAUGAAAAAUUGCAUAAAAAUCUGAUGUAAACCUUCAGUAAAAUGAAAUAGCAAAAGGUGAAAUAUAUAU
Molecule: messenger RNA, 1292 nt
Organism: Lycium ferocissimum
Lineage: Eukaryota; Viridiplantae; Streptophyta; Magnoliopsida; Solanales; Solanaceae
Exons: 2
Coding region: 540-1118 (192 amino acids)
Source: RefSeq, a predicted model, not a curated record